Molecule: messenger RNA, 2064 nt
Organism: Anthostomella pinea
Lineage: Eukaryota; Fungi; Ascomycota; Sordariomycetes; Xylariales; Xylariaceae
Source: the annotation of a GenBank genome assembly
AUGGUCACCUUGAAGUUGCCAGUGAUCCUUGCGGCGCUGACUUUGACGAAGACUGCACACUCUCUGCCCACGAGCGUGAACGACACAUCGCUCGUGCAGCCAGUCUAUUACCCUCUCGACUUGGGUUCUAUCAAGCCGCUGGGAUGGUUCAAAGACCAGCUCGAGCUCGAAGCAGCGGGGUUGUCUGGGAACAUGUUCGACUUCUAUCGUUUCGUCCAUGACUCGAAGUACAUAGGCGGAUCGACUGAGUACUCUGCCUUGGACGAGGCGUCGCCCUACUGGUUCAAUGGCCUUGUUCCACUCGCCUUUGGACUAGGUGAUGGGAGGAUCCGCGGCCAGGUCAAGUAUUACCUGGACUACAUCUUGGACCACCAGCAAGCCGAUGGAUGGAUCGGGUUUGAGACGACGCAAGCUACACGCGGGCUCUGGGCCCGAAGUCUGAUCCUGAUGGGACUGACUCAGUAUGCGGAGGCCGACCCGACCCAGACGGAGCGUAUCGUGGAUGCCAUGCAUCGCUAUGUCGUUCUCGCGCACAACAUGCUGAAGAAUAACUACACAGGUCUCCUCGUGCACGGUAAUGACGCUUUCGAUACCGCUGGGUGGGGUGUCGGGCGCACGCAUGAGAUGCACAUCCCUUUGCAAUGGUUGUUGGAGCGCUAUCCGCGGGACAACACCGCUAUCAUCUGGGAGACCAUGGACCUCAUGAUAGAGGGCGGUGUCCUUUGGGGAGCCGACUGGAGGACGUUCUGGACCGACGGGGCGUAUCCCAAGGUCUACUACGAUACCACCCCAUACGAUCUCAGCUGGGUAUUCCUACAUGGGGUCAAUAUGGCUCAGGGAUUGCGAUAUACCCUCUCGCUAUACCGCAACACUGGCGACCCUGCACUCAAGGCACAGACACGGAAAGCGGUCGAUUUAUUGGCGACGUACCACCGCUCGCUCGCCGGCACCAUUCUUGCCGACGAGUAUAUCUCGGACUUGAAUCCUAGUCGGGGCGCUGAGCUGUGCAUAGCAGCCGAGGUUAUGUUUUCCGCUGCGUAUAUUCACCAGUAUCUUGGGCACAACGACAUCGCCGACUGGGCUGAACAGACGGCUUUCAACGCCUUCCCGGUCUCUGUUUCUGCUGAUUGGUGGUCACAUCAAUACGUGCAGCAAGAAAACCAGCCCUGGUCGCGGAAUCUUGCCACAGAUGACUUGUGGUGGGAUGUCAACUCGUACGGGAAUGUCUUCGGGCUGGAGCCGAACUAUGCAUAUCCGAAGUUCCUCGCGAACUCCUUCGUGACGACUUCAGACGGUGGACUAGCGCACGUCUUCCUCAUUCCUGGAAGCGCAGCUGUGAGCUUAGGGAAGGACGGAGCGAACACAGUGUUCGUUUCCGCCAACACGACGUACCCUUUCGGCAACACGAUCACCUACACCAUCUCCGCGACAUCGCCAUUCAGCUUUUACGUUCGCAUCCCAAUGUGGGCAGACUCCAACACCACCAUUGAUGCCAUGAACGUCGCCCCCAACGACAAGGGACUACAUAAAAUUGAGGUUCCCGCUGGCGAAAGUACGGCAUCCGUGCAGCUCUCGACAUCCCCUCGUGUCGUGCCACGAGCCAACAACACAGCAGCCAUCUACUACGGCGCCAUCCUAUACGCGCUUGCGAUCGACUACGAUGAGGUGUCCUUUGCGCCGAUAAACUACCGCAGUGAAGAGGUACUCGUAGCGAAUACCACCGACCCCCUGGGCCGGACGAAAGACUUCAGGCUCACGCCCAAGGCAGGAACGACAUGGAACAUCGCAAUCGACCCGAGUCAGAUCGAAGUCGUCCAGACGUCCUCGACGGAGAACCUAAACAACCCUAUCUGGGAGCUUGGAGCACCGCCUGUAGAGCUGAGGGUGGCGGCUGUGGAGAUCGACUGGCCUGUUGUGCUGGAUACGGCGGCGGAUCCGGGGACAUUCGAUGUGACGCCGAAGGGUGAGCCGUUUGCUGCUCGAUUUGUGCCGUAUGGGAGUAGUAAACUGCAUAUGGCGCUAUUGCCUGUGGUCCGGUUGGAUCAGGUGGACUUGCAAGUUUGA